AAAAAAAAUGACUAUCUUAGAAAAUACCAACUUUAUAAAGCUUAAGUUUGAAGUUUGACGACGCUACGUUGUUCAGUAUUUGUCUGGCAGCCAUCAACAGUGAACGCUCUCGGUGAAUUUGUAAACAUGGAAAAAAUUGGUCAUCGUUAUGUGAUACAAUACUUUCAUUUGAAAGGCCUCAGUCCAACCGAUAUCAAAGCGGAGUUAGAUUCUACUCUGGGGGAGUCUGCUCCUUCGUUUACAACAGUAAAAUAUUGGGUGGCAGAGUUUAAACGAGGCCGUACGAGCUGCCAAGACGAACGUCGCAGUGGUCGACCAAAUGAGGUGACCACGCCAGAAAUGGUGAAGAAAAUCCACAAAAUGGUAUUGGAUGACCGUCGACUGAAAGUGCGCGAGCUAGCAGACAUGGUAGGCAUUUCAAAAAGUGCUGUACAUCGCAUAUUGACUGAAAAUUUGGACAUGACAAAGCUGUGCGCAAGAUAGGUGCCGCAUUUGCUCACAGCCGAACAAAAACAGCGUCGUGAGGAUGUUUCAAUCGAGUGUUUGGCGAAGUUUCACAGCAAUAAAGCAGAGUUUUUGCGUCGAUACAUAACCAUGGAUGAAACAUGGGUCCAUCACUUGAGACAAAGGAACAGUCAAAACAAUGGACUGAAAGGGGAGAAUCGGCUCCAAAGAAGGCGAAGACAGUUCCAUCUGCAGGCAAGAUCAUGGCGUCAGUUUUUUGGGAUGCGCGUGGGAUAAUUUUCAUUGAUUAUCUUCAAAAAGGAAGAACAAUCAACGGCGAGUAUUAUGCGAACUUAUUGCAGCGUUUGAGUGAUGAAAUCAAGAAAAAACGGCGAAAAAGAAAAUUUUGUUUCAUCAAGACAAUGCACCAGUUCACACAUCCGUUAUCGCGAUGGCCAAAAUCAAUGAGUUAAAGUUCGAAUUGCUUCUUCACGCACCCUAUUCGCCAGAUUUAGCCCCCUCGGAUUAUUUUCUGUUUCCAAACUUGAAAAAAUGGCUCGGUGGUAA
Molecule: messenger RNA, 1011 nt
Organism: Habropoda laboriosa
Lineage: Eukaryota; Metazoa; Arthropoda; Insecta; Hymenoptera; Apidae
Exons: 1
Coding region: 127-483 (118 amino acids)
Source: RefSeq, a predicted model, not a curated record